Molecule: messenger RNA, 9120 nt
Organism: Plasmodium knowlesi strain H
Lineage: Eukaryota; Apicomplexa; Aconoidasida; Haemosporida; Plasmodiidae
Product: conserved Plasmodium protein, unknown function
Exons: 1
Coding region: 1-9120 (3039 amino acids)
Source: RefSeq, a predicted model, not a curated record
AUGGCUAAUAACCAACUGACAGCACAAAAGGAAUCUGCUUUUCCGAAGUCGCCACAGAUGAGGAGGCGUGAAUGGAGUGGUGUUUCGAGCGGAGGCAGUGGAGCCAAGCUGGGUAGGGGGGGUAGCAUCAGCAGGGGAGGCAGUACAUGUAGUGCGUGUAGCGUCCUUAGCGGAGGUGGUGCAGGUGGUGUAGGUGGGGCAGAUGGUAUCCUCGCCCGAGGCAACUCCACACCGAAGGAGAAAAAAAAAAAAAAAAAAAGUGAUCUCAGGGGAGCUCCUUCGACCCUGUCCACGAGGAAAGCAGGCACGCCGGGUGAGUCGCACAUCGAGGAGGGAGUGAGGACAAGUGUACGGACAAAUCUAUCAACAGGUCUAUUGACAAGUCUAUCGACACAUGUGAAAAGAAAGCAGGGUUCACAGUUGACACGAAGGGAGGUACCCAAGAAGGCGCAAGCGGGUGGGAACAAAUUAGUACCAAUGUCACCACCAAGGCGAGCGCAGAAAAUCCCCUCCCUGUCAACCUGUGCGCACAAGUAUAGGGUGAGCAAGACGUGCAAUCUGAAGAAGAGUUGCGAAAAAAAGAGGAAUACCAGUACCCCUCGAGGUAGUAGCAACUGCAGUGAGCAAGGACAUGGGCUAAUGGAUGAGGAGCAAAAGAGUCGAAUUCAUUACAACCGCCAUGUCCCCAAGGUAGGCGUUCCCUCUGUUGGUGUCUUUCAUCGGGGAGGUGGAGAAAAAAAAACAGGGGAGAAUAUUAAAUCGAUGACGAAAUUAAGAAAAAAAAAAAAUGAACAACAGUUCGGGGGGCAUGAUCAAUUAAAUGAAAAUUUGAAGGACACGAAUGGAGAUGGCGUUACGGGAGAUGGUGUUACGGGAGAUGGUGUUACGGGAGAUGCUUACCCAGGAGGAAGUGGAACUCUCAGCGCAAUUGACGCUGGUGAUGUUCCUAUUGGGGACGAAAUGUACAGCUUCUUCCCAUAUGUGUACAAUCGUGUGGAUAGUGAAGAGAGCAGAGGGAAGGGUACUCUCUAUGGAGGGGUUACUCCCUCUGAGCGCAAGUACCCAGACGGGCAGAUCUGCGCAGGUGUGAAGGAGAGACCAUUCAUCCAUGAGACAGACGUAGGUAGAGAAGAUGCAUCAUUUCAAUUCAGGGGGACAAUUCGUACAAUGGGUUUUUGUAAAAAACAGGUGGGGGUGGAUGACUACCACUGCCAUGGUGACGAUUGUCACGGGGAGGACAACUAUGAUGGGGACAAUUGUCACGGGGGGGACAACUAUGAUGGGGACAAUUAUCAAGGAGAGUACCCACUGAGAGAACAUCUCGCACGAAGUAACCCCAACGAGGAAGACAUGGAUGGAGAGUUCCAUCAUUUAAGGAGCAGAGACACAAAUGGAGAACUCUCCAAUAACUACAUAACGUACAAGCAAUAUGUCUUGAAGAGGAACUCGAAUGGAAGGAGUAGGAUGGAGGAUGAACGCAUCGACUGGGGAGGAAAUUCGGACACGAGUCGUUUUGCAUAUCGGGGAUAUGCCAGUGAUGGUGGAGGGGUUGGAAGGGGAGAGGGAAUUAUUGAAAAUGGUGAUUUUCGCGGAAAUGUGAGUGAAGAUCUGUGUGGCGAUCUGGGUGUUCCCCCCUGGGAAGUUGUAAACAGAGAGGGCGUGUCAGCUGCCAACGAGAUGAAAAGAAAAAUUACUGACAGACGAAAAAAUCAAUUGGAACAAGUCUCCAAAAACGACACACACCAUGUAUCCGCAAUUAACAGCAGUCAGUUGAAGACUGGCUCCUCCGAUAUCGAUGCGUUAGACGAUGUGCACUCAAACUUUGGAGAAUCCUUUACCAUCAAGCACUUGCCAGAAGUACCAAAUGAUGUGGCCAUGGUUUGUAGAAGUGACAAUGUUUCUGUGGGAGAUGAUCAGAAUGCAUACCAUCUGUCCUUAUCUGGUGAACUGACAAUGAAUGAGGGAGGUGGUGAUGCCACGAGAGGAUGUUGCAACUCCUCGGGAGACGACGGGUUGGACAUGUGCAGAGAGGGGAAAAAUCGUUUUGGAAAAGUGAUGAAUCAAAAUGAGCACGUCUAUAAUGAUGGUUCUUACUGUGAUGAGGGUGAUAACUUUGAUAACUCCUCCCAGGAGAAAAAAAAAAAAGAAAAAAAAAAAGAGAAAACUCACAGUCAUACGGAUGAGGUAUUAUCGUCGACACGUGAUGGUAGGUUCUAUCUCUCCAAUGGAAGGGGAGAUACUCUUUCAAUCUCGUCCUAUGGGGUUGCAUCAAAAUGGGUAGGCCUCAUGACUGACUCGGGUAGAUACUUUGGGGAGAACAAAUCUCUGUCCCGAUCGGAUAACUACUUCCGUGGCGUGACAUCGCAGGACGAGUGUGCAGGUGGUGAGGGGGAUGACCUCCUCGGUGACACUACUGUCUGUGUGCACUACCCCUAUUGCGUAAGGGAGGAGGAAAAGGAGAGAAAGGAAUUCCCAAACGAAUAUUCAUUACAGAGGCCCAAUUUUAGUAAUCCCCUUUACAGCCACCAUAGCGAGGCAUCAAUAAUGCACAUAGACAGCCUGGAGGAUGCAUCAGGUUCAUUUGAAAAAAUAAAAAUGGUGAAGGGGGAGAAGUGUGAUGACAACCCCUAUGUCGAUUACAUCAUGGAAUCGAAGAAUACAAUGGAAGAGACUCGCCAGGUGGACGAGGCUUAUUUGGAGAGUGCAUCCUGUGAAGAAUCUUUGGCGGAUUCACACAAGCAGACACACCCAAACCCACACAAGCAGACACACCCAAACCCACACAAGCAGACACACCCAAACCCACACAAGCAGACACACCCAAGCACACACAAGCACACAGACACAGACACAGAGGAGAUGAAGAUUCCGUUUAGGCAAAUCAGACAGGCAGAUAGCCAGUGCACAAAUGAACAUAAGAACAAUCUGGGUGGUCGAGACGAAUCGGAGGAGAGUAACAUCCUUAAGGACGAAAUGCCAAUAAGUUUUUUCCGAGGUAUGUUCACUUCCCAUGGAGAGGAUUCAUUACAUGAGGUAUGCGUCCACAGGGGGAUAAGAACCGGCAUGGAUCAUACGAAGGGUGUGUGGGAAGAUAAGGAGGGCAACAUAAUGAACAACCCAAUUCUAUCUGAACCGUUAGACAAGUAUAAUAAUUCCUCCAAUCAUUACGAAUGUGAUGGAGAGAUGAUGCAGUGUGAUGCUUCAAGAAGAAACACGUACGAAGGUGUUAAGGUGAAUUAUGUGUGCAACUCAUUUGGGGAUCGAGAAGAGGAGGAAAUGCUCAUUGCAUCUGAUCCGUGUUCUUCCUUUGGAGGUGCUCACGUGGAAGGUAGUAACGAUGUACUAGGGGUAGAACCCAGUGAGGAGAUCCCCCACGAUACAGGAGAUGGAUGUAAAGGGGAAGAGAAGUUUGCGGUUGAGUUGUUAUACUCCUCUUCAACGCUUAGGAGUAACACCACGGAAGGGAAAAAUGAUGGUGCGGGUCGUGGUGGUGAUGGUGAUGAGGGUGGUGAUGAUGACAGUGGAGCGGUUCAUGGUGCUAGUAGCGACGCUCUUGGACAGUAUACUCUCGUGGGAAAAACGCAAUCAACACCUCAUUAUUCACCUGAACAUGUUCAUGCGAAAAAGACGAAAAAAAGCAGUUCCUUCAUCUCGGAACACGACAACAGAAAGAAACAAGUAGGGAUGUUCCACAUUUUUAGAAGUCGCAGCGCCCACAUGGUGAAGGAGUCUAAGCGAGACUGUCCAUUUAAGCUAGAUGAGAUUACUCCCAUAUGGAACAACGAAAUGAAUAAGAAGAAGAAGAGUGGAUCGAACGGAUUGGCAAAAAUGAAAGGUAGCAAUUUAUCUGAGCAAAUGUUGAGAGUGGAGGAGGAGCAGCAUGAGGACGGUUCUAUUCGAACGGUCAAAGGGAUCUCCGCGUUAGGUGGGCUGCCUAAAGGAUGUGUCAUCGAUAGUGCAAAAUCUCCAAAUGAGAGUACCGGGAAGAAGAAAAAAAAAAUGUUUAAGAGCAAACUGUUGGAGGGAUUGAAAAGGUUGAUGAGAAAGAGCGGCAGCUCUCAUGAUGAUGAAUCUCAACCAGUGGAGGAAAACGUUAAAAAUGAAAAAAACUGUAUGGAUGGACAGAACGGAGAGAGCCCCCUGGAAGGAGCGCGCAGAAGGAGGCUAAAGAGCUACCACGAGGAGGCUAUUGCGAGUGAAAAUAUUUACAGGAACAGGAGAAGUGCCUCCGCCAGUGGAACAAACACAUGGAAAGAAGAAAUCAGGAGAACAUUAAUUAGCGACCGAAAUGGAGAGAACCCCAUCGCGCAUGAUAAAUGCGCUCUUGACCUAAAGGGAAACCACCAGGCGAGAAGCGAAUCGAUUGGAGGCACACACAUAGGGGGAUUCAUAGGAAAUAUGUACGAGAAGGAAGAGACUAACGGGAAAGAUGAACUCAUAAAUGGGUACCUCCCAUUUAAUCAGGAUAAGAAUAAUAAUGAAGGAAAUGAAGCCUUCAUCCGUCAUGAGGAGAAUACUGUGGACCGUUUUGAAUUCCCUAUGGAUUUAGGGGGUGUUAUUAGCUCCACGUCCAGCUGGAAUGAUAACUUCUCUUCCGAGGGGAACUUCGAUAAUCAUCAAAUUUAUUUCCUUGCGAGAAAGGAGAAGGGAGACGAAUCAACAUUUGAAGGAAUGUCUCGUGUGGAUAACAUCCCCGUGGAGGAUUUAUUUGAAAAGGAAAAUAUGGGGGUGGAAAAUCUAUACGUGUGUAACGAGGAUGAAAAAACAAACUCGCAUUACGGUGAAGACGAUGCUCACUUGAGCAGCGAGGAUGAAGCGGAAAAUGAAGAAGAAGAAAAAAAAAAAAACUGUCCAUCAGGGGAGGAAGUAGAAGUUAUUAGAACGGUAGAUAACGUGGACAGGGGAAAUGCUGCAGGAUUCGAUGAUUCUGUUCAUUCGAAUGAGGAGAUGCAUUCGAAGCAGAGUGAGGAAGUGACAGUACUAACUCCGGAGGUAACAGAUGGAAGGAACACACACGUAGAAAUGUGGAGCGAAGAUUGCAUCGGUUUGAAGCCUCGCCAAGAGAAUGUAAAGUUGACUGGCCAGAAUGAAACCCUUUGUCAAGAGAAUGUAAAGUUGACUGGCCAGAAUGAAACCCUUUGUCAAGAGAAUGCAAAGUUGACUAACCAGAAUGAAACUCUCUGUCAAGAGAAUGCAAAGUUGACUGGCCAGAAUGAAACCCUUUGUCAAGAGAAUGUAAAGUUGACUGGCCAGAAUGAAACCCUCUGUCAAGAGAAUGCAAAGUUGACCGAUCAGAAUGAAACUCUCUGUCAAGAGAAUGUAAAGUUGACUAACCAGAAUGAAACUCUCUGUCAAGAGAAUGCAAAGUUGACCGAUCAGAAUGAAACUCUCUGUCAAGAGAAUGCAAAGUUGACCGAUCAGAAUGAAACCCUCUGUCAAGAGAAUGCAAAGUUGACCGAUCAGAAUGAAACCCUCUGUCAAGAGAAUGCAAAGUUGACCGAUCAGAAUGAAGCCCUCUGUCAAGAGAAUGUAAAAUUGACUGGCCAUAAUGAAACCCUUUGUCAAGAGAAUGCUAAGUUGACUGGCCAGAAUGAAACCCUCUCUCAAGAGAAUGUAAAGUUGACUGGCCAGAAUGAAACCCUCUCUCAAGAGAAUGUAAAAUUGACUGGCCAUAAUGAAACCCUCUCUCAAGAGAAUGCAAAGUUGGUUUCUGAAAAUGAAGCGCUCAAUAACUCGAACGCUAAGCUGAGGAGCGAAAUGGAACAGCUAAAAGGAGAUCUGGAAAAACAUCGGAGGGAAAACGGGCAGCUGCAGGAGGAAGUGGUCCAACUUCGUAGCGACCUGGAGGAGGCGAAGGAGGCUCGCAACGUGGAGCUAAACUUAAAAUUAAAUCUGCAGAGACAGGAGGAAGAACUGCGAAGGAAGUGCGAGAUGGUCGAAAAGGACAAGGAAGCCCUAAGAACGGAAAAAAUGAACAACGUACUUAAGAUAAACCAAUUAAAGGAGGAGUUGAGGAGUCAAGGUAAAUCUAUGAAGGAGUUAAGGAAGGAGUUAAAGGAGAAGGAGGAAGAAAUAAUAAUUCGCAGGGGAGAGGUAACCACGAUGGAGAAAACAUUAAACGAGACGAAAGAGAAAGUGGAACAACUGAACAAUCAGAUUGAAGAGCACGUGAAAAAUGAAAAAACGAAUCCAAGGGAAGUAGACAUGUUGGAGGAAGAGAAGAAACUGCCUCUUGAAGAACACCAACUUUUAUGCGACGAGAUUGAUACACUAGGAAUGGACGAGCUUAAGGAAAGGUGCAAACGCUUGGCAUGGCGGUGUACGAAACUGUCUUUGAAACUCAAAAUAUGCGCUAAUGGCAGUGUAGAAGUUUCCCCCAAUUUAGGGAUUCACACAAGGAAUGGAGAGCAAGAUGAAGAGAUUAUCAACAGGCAAAGUGACUCUCCACAGUGUGAUGGUAAAGAUGCAGUUUCUAUGGUAGACUAUACAUAUGAUUCGUCGGAUAAAAUUGUCGGGAAGGAGCUGAUGGUUAACUCAAACGAUGGAUGUACUUGCACUUAUAAGGAGAUCCUACUGAGGAUAUUAGAAAUUGUUAAACACGUAGAUGCAGUUAGAACAAAACUUUGCCGCUUGAAGAGGAAGAGUAGUGAUUUCUGGGGGGAUAGUGCAGAUUAUUCCGAUUGUCUCGUUUGGCUGAACUCAAUUUCUUCGAACAUUCUUUUUAUCAAUAGGAAUGUUUCGAUGAUGGAGGAGGUGGCCAGGGUGAACCCUCAGGAGUGCGUCCAACCGGAUGGGCAAACAGGUGCACAAGCAGGUGCACAAACAGAUGCACAAACAGAUGCACAAACAGGUGCACAAACAGGUGCAGAAACAGAUGCACAAACAGAUGCACAACCAGAUGGUCAAAUGGAUGUUCAGGGGGACGAGGAACAGAGUGAUCUACUUAAUCCUCUCCGAGAUAAUGCUGAGAUCACCGCUUCAGCGGAUAAAGCACUCCUCUGUACGCAACUGCUUAAUGAAAAAUUCCAGAAGGGAAAGAAUCUCCCACAAGGAAUUAAAUUGAAUUUUGAAGAAGGGGCCAUCUCCCCCGAGAGGUACACUUUUGGCGAUGAAAAAUCGGAAGAUGCAAAUCACCUGACAUGUUCAGAAAAUUUUGUCACUUUUUUUGAAAUUUGUUUUUCAAGCGAUUUGUUUCUGAUUCUGUGUCAUGUGUGCAGGGGUGUCCUCGAGAUGAGCACGUGGGCGAGAAAGGGAGAGGAAGAAAACUUCCUUUGGGGGGUGCACAACUUGGUUAACUGCGUAGUUCAAAUGGAGAAUCUGUGCAUUGAUGGAGAUGAUCGUGGAGAAGAGCUUCAUGCGCCCUCUAGUGCCCCUGCCAACGGGCUGUUUCAUGUACUGAGAAGACAUCUACAGAGAUUAGUUCAUCUGAUGAAGGAAGUCAACUGGAGGAAGCGGACGCACGAAGUGAUGCAUGCAUUGCGGAACCUCAGAAUUGUGGUGCGACUUGUUUUAGAAGCCUUUUUAAAUUUCCAUGGACUCCGUUUUACCCUUUUUAAGGCAGAUAGGCCGAAGGGGAAUCUGCUCGAUCCAGAUGAUGACUCACACAAAGAGUUUAGUAAGACACUGAUGGGAGGAUGGAGGUACUCGAAGGACACUUCACACCAGUUGUUGAGUCCCCUGUGGAGAGUGGAAUCAUUGCACAGAAGGAAUAUGAAUGUGGGAUCCAAGUUCCGGAAAACUCACAACAAAGGAGAGGUGCUCCGUAGUGAUACCAACAUGGAGGAAGAUAUGGAUGAGGUAAAUUUGGAUGAUCUUGCCAAGGGGAUCGUAGAGCACAACUACAACGCACACCUCGUUCCGUGUCUGAUUGCUUACCAUGCGGAUGAGGUUAUCCUUGAGAGAUCCCUCGAAGAAGGCGGCAUCGAUAGAGCCACCGACAACGACACUCACACGAAGGACGAGUUUGCCACCCAGAUGAACUACUACGCCAUGGACAUCUUUAGAAGAAUAUCAGAACGCAUGAAGUGGAAUGAGCUAAUCAUUAGUGGUGAUUCCUUCGCAACCUAUUUCGACGAGGGUGGUCUAAAGUCCAAGUUGAGAGACAACUUCGUCAUGCAUAAAAAUACAAAAAUAAAUAUCGACACGGUGUAUGAGCAUCUGGGGGUUCUCCUCCGUCGAAAUAUUCCUAUACGUAGAUGCGAUGGCCUCUUGGGUGAGUACUUUAAAAAUGCACGUUCAUCAGUUUUGCAGCAAUGCCUCAGUUGCAGGGCCAGUUGUGGGAUAACCCCCCACAUGAACAGGACCUUAGGAAGUGCUUGUCUCUCCUCGAGUGUACCACCUGGCAAUCAGCUCAGUCGCGAUAACGGGGUUCAAGUAAAAAGCGCAUCGUUCAGUGGAAAGGGUGAAAUACGAAUACAUGGGAGGGGUCCACAUUUUAUAGACAUGCCCUCCCCCUUGAAGGAGUCACGAAGUAAACAAAAAAACAUCUGUGAUGACGAGGGGGGUUCGGAGUACCCACUCAUACGUCUAGACAACGAGUGCGUAAGUGCUCUCUUUCAUAUGUGGCAUGCGAUGGAAAAAAAUUUUUUUUUUAAGAUUGGCAAAAAGGGAGAAGAGGGAACUGUGGAGGGAAACCCACUUGCUUGUGUACAAGGUGAAGCACCCCAGCAUGGGGAUGCUAACGAAGUCAAACCUUACAAAGGGGACCAUACAUCAACGAUGGAUACUUACCUGCGCUCCAUGAUAUAUGAUAGCUUCCAAUGCACUGAUGGAAAUAAACAGAUAGGGGUGAAUAACUUCAUUUUUUUGUUGAAGCAGUUGGGCAUACAAGUACGCGACAGUAACUUACAUUCCUUGUGGUGCAUCAUGACUGGAAACAAGGAUGUUAACAGAGCAAUGAAGGAAACCAUUCCAGUUUCAACCUUCGUGAAGAAGGCCUAUUCGACAAAUCCCUCACUCGUUUUUUACGAGCACUGUAAGACCAAGGUGAAGUUGAGGGUGGCUGAACAGAAUUUGAGGCAUUUGCGUCGGUACAAUAAGAAGCUCUUGUUGCUAGUGAAUAGGAACCAACAGGCGAAGGAACUGCGCUCUGACGGUUGGGGCAUAACUUACGCGGUGUGA